Trichoderma aggressivum f. europaeum is the source of this 1188-nucleotide messenger RNA. RefSeq lists its product as uncharacterized. The coding region runs from base 1 to 1188 and encodes 395 amino acids. NCBI's taxonomy places the organism in Eukaryota, Fungi, Ascomycota, Sordariomycetes, Hypocreales, Hypocreaceae. The transcript has 3 exons. Gene Ontology annotation, cellular component: fungal-type vacuole. The record is from RefSeq and is a predicted model, not a curated record. Gene Ontology annotation, molecular function: aspartic-type endopeptidase activity. Gene Ontology annotation, biological process: proteolysis.
AUGAAGAGCGCCUUGAUUGCCGCCGCGGCGCUUGUUGGCUCCGCCCAAGCUGGCGUCCACAAGAUGAAGCUGCAAAAGGUCUCCCUCGAGGAGCAGCUGGCGGGCUCAACCAUCGAGUCCCAGGUCCAGCAGCUCGGCCAGAAGUACAUGGGCAUCCGCCCUACUAGCCGUGCCGAUGUCAUGUUCAAUGACAAGGUGCCCAAGGUCCAGGGCGGUCACCCAGUGCCCGUCACCAACUUCAUGAAUGCCCAAUACUUCUCCGAGAUUACCAUCGGUACCCCCCCUCAGACCUUCAAGGUGGUCCUUGACACUGGAAGCUCCAACCUUUGGGUUCCCUCCCAGUCGUGCAACAGCAUUGCCUGCUUCCUGCACUCCACGUACGAUUCGUCUUCCUCAAAGACGUACAAGCAGAAUGGAUCCGACUUUGAGAUCCACUAUGGAUCAGGCAGCUUGACUGGCUUCAUCUCCAAUGAUGUCGUCACCAUCGGUGACCUCAAGAUCGAGAAGCAGGACUUUGCCGAGGCUACCAGCGAGCCCGGCCUUGCCUUUGCUUUCGGCCGCUUCGAUGGCAUUCUCGGCCUUGGUUACGAUACCAUUUCCGUGAAUGGCAUUGUCCCUCCCUUCUACCAGAUGGUCAAGCAAAAGCUCAUUGACGAGCCCGUCUUUGCUUUCUACUUGGGAAGCAGCGACGAGGGUUCCGAGGCCGUCUUCGGUGGUGUCGAUGAAUCUCACUACGAGGGAAAGAUUGAGUACAUUCCUCUCCGCCGCAAGGCCUACUGGGAGGUGGACCUCGAUGCCAUUUCUUUCGGUGACCAGGAGGCUGAGCUUGAGAACACUGGUGCCAUCCUUGACACCGGUACUUCUCUCAACGUCCUCCCCUCUGACCUUGCCGAGCUUCUCAAUGCUCAGAUCGGUGCCAAGAAGGGCUACGGUGGCCAGUACACUGUCGACUGCUCCAAGCGCGACUCUCUUCCCGACAUCAGCUUCACCCUGGCCGGUUCCAAGUACAACCUCCCUGCCACCGACUACAUCAUCGAGAUGUCGGGCAACUGUAUUUCUUCCUUCCAGGGCAUGGAUUUCCCCGCGCCCGUUGGCCCUCUUGUUAUUCUCGGCGAUGCUUUCUUGCGCCGCUACUACUCUGUCUACGAUCUCGGCAAGAACGCCGUUGGUCUUGCCAAGGCCAAAUAA